AGAAAUAAGAGUAGAAUGCAGUGGUUGUCCCCAAGGUUGAGACGGGCCAGGUCCCCCAACACAGCUGUCAAGAGCAACCAAGAGCAGCCAAGACCCAGAAUGUCUCACCUGCAGUCCCUCGACGAGCUGGUCAAGGAGUACCUGCUCUUCCGGGGCUUCACGCACACCCUCAGGACCCUCGACAAUGAGCUCAAGAUCGACAAGGACAAGGGCUUCAGGGUGGACCGCCUGGUGGACCAGAUUCUUAGCAGCAUACAGACCUAUGACCUGCUGGGGCUAAGGGAGCUAUGGGCACACCUGGACAGGAGGAUAUUUGCCCGGCUGCCUCACACGCUGCUUCCCUGUGUACGUAAGCUGGAGACGAGCAUCCUUCGCCUCUACGUUAUCAACACAAUCCAGACCAACAAGAGUGAGAAGCUGACCGAGUUUUUUGAGAAGAUGGCAGCCGACCUACAGAGUCAGACUGAGUGGCGGGAGUGGUUCAUCCUCCCGUACCUCAAGGGGGCGGAGGAGAACCCGUCCUUCGCCAUGUACUUCACGCGCCAGUGGCAAGACACUCUCCUCGUCUCCCUCCACAACUUCUUCGCUGUAGUCUUCCAGAGUAUCGAGCUGCCCACACUUGCCAGCUACCAGGAGGAGGCGGCCAAGAUUACCCGAUUGCAGGAGGAGAACGAGCAGCUUCGAGUCCGCCUCUCGGCCCUCACCACCAGCGACUCGACCAGCCUUGACCUGCUAAACGUCCCGGACCCGCCUCCGCCGCCGCACCUCAUGGAUGACUUCUACAACAUUGCCCAAGAGACGCCAGCAUCAGACAGUCAAGUCAAGUCCAUCAAAAACAUUCUCUUUGGCUUUGGCCAAGGUCUGCCCACCUCCCCCACCCUGUCACGGAAGGGGACCAGCACGGCGACCACCACAAGCGCCGCCACAGCCUCGCCGCAGCCCAGCUCAUCCACCUCUCAGGCCCCGGCAGGUGGGCAGGUGUCCAGCCACACAUCUGUCAGGAGAACCUACUCUCAGGUCCCCAGUGAAGAGAAGAAGCGGCCGAGGUCAUCCAGUGUUGCCAGCGUGCCCUCUAAUCGGAACAGCGGGGAACACGUCCCUGUCAAGAGGCUGGUGCAGGCCGGCACACCCGCUGCUGGCCGGCCGUCACGCUCCCCCAUCAAGGCCAGGCCACAGGAAGAGUCCUCGGGAUCCUCCAAGCUGGACAUGUCGAGUGAUAAGUCAUCCUUCCUGCUGCUGGGACAGGAGGAGUACAGUGAACAUCGAGCGGUCGUGACACACGCCGUCUUCAACCCAUCAGGCACGCUGGUGGCCUCGGCAGACAUCGAUGGCGUGGUGAAGCUGUGGUCACCCUCCCCCUCCCCGAGGACUCACUGCGGGGUGGUGGUGAAGAGCUCGGUGACAGCGGUGGAGUGGCUGCCAAGGGGUGAACGCUUCCUCCUAGUGGCCACCAAGACCGCCUCACUCCGCCUCUUCGACACCCGGGACAAGAAGACGGUGUGGGAGCUUGGCCCGGACACCUGCCAUGUUCUCAAGGAUCAAAGGAUAAUGGGCGUCAAGAUGAGCCCCAGCGAGACGAGUGCCGUGGUGAGUGUUGUGCCACGGGUGCGUCCCCAGGGCUCCGCCUCCCCAGCCCCCCCAGCCCUCCACACCCUGGACAUGAAGACCCAGAAGGUGGAGAGUUCCUACAAGCUGGAUGGGGGCGUGGUGAACAGCUGCAUUAUGAACCACAACGGUGGGCUGCUGGUGUGUGGCUGCAAUGAUGGGUCCGUACGCAUCAUUGACCUGAGGCGACCGGACGUCAUCGCCUCCUGGCCGGCCCACCAGGGGGAAGUCUUCACUGUGAGACUUUCGCCGCAGGAGAACAACAUCUACACCAUUGGCAGCGACAACAGGUUUGCUUGCUGGAGCAUGGCCCAGACAGGUGCCCACAUCAUGGACCAAGUGUUGCAUGAACGUGCAGCUGGCCCCUUCCUGGUGGGUGUGGGGGGUGCGUCUGGGGGGUCAGGGGGCCGCAGUGUCCUCCUUCGUCCCUAUGGCCCCCUCUUUGCCCUGCACCAGGACGGGGAGCACCUCCUCACCUGCUCCCCCUCUGGACCAAUCAUUUACAAGGUGGGAGACACCGGGAUGGAGCAGGUGAUGGCGGUGGGCGGCAGCAAGUUCCCAGUGAUGACGGUGGACUGGUGCCACACGCUGCAGUGCGGCACCUCCAUCGCUGCAGCGCUGGAUGGCACGGUCACAGUGGCCACCCUCAUGCACCAGUAACACACACACACAUGCAUGCACACACACACACACACACACACACAAAUACCCGUGAGUAUUGUUCUCUGAUUACCAGCAGUUUUAUUACAUAUUUUAGAUUUCAAGCGGGAUCCAGUGAUGGUCACUGCAGUGAACUCAUUGUGUUGAAUCUCUUGACUUGAUUUAAUUACUGAUUGUACUGCUUUAUAGUUUUUGUAAAUUUAGUGUCUGCUGACAGUAAACAGAAGCAUGCAAUCAGGCUGUUAGGGCAUCAUUUUCCAAUGCCAGUGAGCAGCUGUGAGACUUAAAGUUUCACAGCUGUAGAUAACUAAAGCAUUCCAUAAAUUAAGUUUUCAAUAUAUUUACUGGGCAACAUGAGUCACAAGAAGUAUUUAUUAGUUGAAUUGUAAUAGAUUUAAUCCACAGUUCUUUCAGUUAUCACUUCAGAAAGUUAGGUUGCCAGACUUACGUUCGUGCUCCCUCCAUAUUAACAACUUGCCCAAUGGCAUCUACUGUAACUGUGUUAAGAUGAUUUUCUCAGGAAUAGCUUUCGUAGAGAAAAGAUUUUUAUUACAUUUUUUUAUGAUGUACAGUAAACCCUCGCCUUAACGAAUCCAUUGGGGGAAGGGGGUGACGUUAUAUCCGAAAAUCCGGUAUAUCUGAGGGAUCCAAACUUUUCCCAUAUCACAAACUUUGUUCAUUAUAUGAGUGGAAAGUUUACUAUUUCCAACCAUUUCUGUACAUAAUGAAGUUUGUUUGUUAUGUUAGAUGAAAGGUGAGGCAUGGAAGGAUGAGAGUGAAGGUGUUUACAGGUGGGCGGCCAAAGCUUGAAUGCAUAGACAUGCACUAACUGGUCGGCUUUGUUUUCACCGCCGCCGACCUACGUGCGUGUACAUGUUCAGCCGGCCCACCACUGAACCAAGCCCUGCACUUACAGAACUUGUUUGGUAAAUCCCUGCAUAUACUGGGGUCGGAUUUAUCAAGCCACUCACAAGACCUGUCGUUGGUAAGUUUUCCGAUAAAUCUGUCUACUACAAACACUCCUUGUAUUCUCCUUUUGCUUAGGCAGCUCCAAUGACAGUGAAUGAAGUGCCGGCCAGGCCAUCAUUUCAUUCUCUGCCAUUAGAGCUGCUGAAAUAUCAAGACCAAGGAAUGGUCUCAGAAGUGGCUUGAUGAAUCUGGCCCCUUUACUGGCUCAAAACAUUGUUGAAAUUGAACUUUGUUAUAUUGGUCUAUAAAUGUGAGGGUUUACUGGAUUUAGGAUUUCCUAAGAUCUUGUAAUGUUUCCAAGACCCUUGGCAUCCCAUUCCUACUGUCUGGCAGCAAGGUGCAGGCUGGUAUUUGGCAUGUAAUUCUACUGUUUUGUGUGUAGUGUAAGGCUGACUGCCUGCAGCUCGUGAAUGCAUCGUAUAAACAGUAAUGACUUACCAGCUGGUGAUGCUUGGGAUGUGAGAUUUGUAUAAACCUUAAUACCAAUCAUAGAUUUGUACAUGAAAAAGGCAGAACAGGUGAGUGUGAUAACCCUUUUGUUAAUAUGUUGGCUUAUUGAAGGUGUGACAAAAGAAUAUAUGUAAAUAUCUGUACAGUGGUUGGAUGCAUAAGAAGUGUUGGUGGCAGCACUGUGUUGUAACCCUCUAUCUCAUGGAGGACACUGAGGGAACACCACAAAAAAAUAUAAAACUGAUAAUCUAUAGGUCACAUACUUUUCUAAGUCAAGGUAGAGAGAAAUCACAGGAUAUUUUCAAAACUUUUCAUUACGAACAUGCAUACAAGUUACCUAAGUGUACUUCUUUUGACCUAGUAUUUGUUGGAUAAGGUAACUUGUAAAUACCUUUCACUAACUUGCAGUUUGAUACUUAGUACUGUUGCUACAGUGAUGGUCUAGCUUGUGGCUAUCAAAUUGAAUCAUGUCGACUAAAGAAAUUACAGUAUCAUUAUCACAAGUAAGUAAACCAUUUCAACCCAGACUCUGUAAAGACAAUAUGGUCCACAUGUCACAUUAACAGUAAUAGUGGAAAAAAAUGAUAAUCAAGAAAAGUCAAGUAUAUUUGAUAAUCAAGAAAAGUCAAGUAUAUUGAGAAUUCUCCUUGGAGAGAAUGUCAUUUCAACAUUCUUAGUGACAUGCUCCAGCAACACCUCCUCCCCACACGUAAUGUAAUGAUAGAAAAGCUAAAACAUCUUUGUAGAAAACACAGGGCACUUGACUUCCUGCAGUAUGUCACUUCUUUCAUUGCAUCGUGGUUGUCUUCUUGUGAAUACAUGACAGUUCCUUGUCCUCACUCAUCCGUCAAGCAGGACACUUUCCAUCACACCACGCUUCAUGCUCUCAACGGAAGGGAAUAAAUAACUGUUCACUCUUCAGUACUCAUAAGUGUUUAGGAUAGGAUUAUAUAUUCACAGAGACUCAAAAUAUAUAUACUAACCUUCCUUCC
Eriocheir sinensis (Chinese mitten crab) is the source of this 4676-nucleotide messenger RNA. RefSeq names its product WD repeat-containing protein 91-like. The transcript is spliced from 14 exons. Gene Ontology annotation, biological process: early endosome to late endosome transport. The record is from RefSeq and is a predicted model, not a curated record. Lineage: Eukaryota; Metazoa; Arthropoda; Malacostraca; Decapoda; Varunidae. Gene Ontology annotation, molecular function: phosphatidylinositol 3-kinase regulator activity; protein binding. Gene Ontology annotation, cellular component: extrinsic component of endosome membrane; late endosome membrane; early endosome membrane. The coding region runs from base 16 to 2265 and encodes 749 amino acids.